CCUGCCCGCCUCGGUGGCUCCUGUUUGGACAGAGAUGCUUCGCUUUCUACCCUGUGUGGAGCGUCUGGGCCGCUGCUCAUUCUAUGUGUGCUCAGACAGGAGGGAACCUGCUGUCGCUUCACACACCAGAGGAGAGGCAGUUUGUGCGUCUGUUGGCGAACACACACACCCCUGUGUGGCUCGGUGGACUUCAGGCUCAACAGAAUGGCUCCUGGUUUUGGAGCGACGACACGUUCUUCACGUUCAGCUGUUGGACCAAUCAGAGGCAUCGACAAACCAGAGAGGGCGGGGCUUGCAUGGCAAUUACACCAACAAGUGGAGAGCUGCACAGCGCCCCCUGUGGAGAGCUCAAGUUCUACAUCUGCUCCACUGCAGCCAGCUCCACCGUCUCCUCCAGCAGCAGGAAACCAGUAGAGCCAGCUUUAUAA
Messenger RNA from Cottoperca gobio, 428 nucleotides. RefSeq names its product type-2 ice-structuring protein-like. The transcript is spliced from 6 exons. Lineage: Eukaryota; Metazoa; Chordata; Actinopteri; Perciformes; Bovichtidae. The record is from RefSeq and is a predicted model, not a curated record. Bases 84 to 428 code for a protein of 114 amino acids.